AUGGCAGCACGCCAACGAUCCCCGCCGCACUCAGUCUCAGCGUCCGAUAUGAGUACGCCGUCUCCGACGCCCGAGCGCCGACAAGGACCCCCACGGUCUAACCCUCCGGCUCGCGCGCAGAAAACCUCUCCGCUCUCAGUGUUACUCAUCCUCGCAGCUCUGGGAACAUCAUACCUAGCCCUUCAGACUACGCCUCUCGCUCAGUAUCUGCCAGGCAACGCGGCUGGACUCGGCCUCGCGGAUCUCCUUGACUCUCUGUUCAGGUUUGGAUCCGAAGUGCAGGGCCACGCGGACUUUGGAGACGGACGCAAGCUCACAUGUCCCAAGGCUUUUGCCAAGCCAACCAGCUUGGGACUGUAUCACGUCAACGUCAACUUGGGCAAUGGAGGGCCUGAACCCGACUUGAGCGGAGGGAUGAUCCCCAACGUCGGGACGCCGUUUGGAAUGACGCGGUGGACGGCCCAGACGCGCUUGAACUACGUCUCGAUGUGCCCUUACAACCAGACGGACACGCGUAUCAGCGGAUUCAUCGGCACACACCAGCCUGCGGUAUGGAUGGGCGAGUCGGGUCCUGUGCAACUCGGGGUUGGACUUGGGGACGUUGUCACCGAUUUUCAUGGGCGCGGACUAGAAUUUGACCGGCGCGACGAGUACGCCAGCCAGAACUAUUACUCAAACGUUCUGCAAAGCAAGCAUGGUAAUAUCGAGGCGGAGAUGGCUGCGACGUCCCGUGUCGGACACCUACGGUUCACUUUCCGGCCCGAGGACAUGGCGGCACCCUUCGUCGUCCUUGACGCGAGCCGGGUUAGCGCGGUCACGAGUAAUCCUGCCAACGUGUCCUUGCCUAUCGGCCAUGUCGAGGUGGACUUUGACGCGCGCGAGAUCAGCGGCUGGAACGACGAGCGGCAAGACCAUAUUCUCGUUAGCGACGACCUCCCAGCAAAGGGGUUCAAAGGCUACUUUGUGGCGCGGUUCUCUGAGCCGUUCGCGCAGGCCGGCAUCUCGCACUCUGGUGAGCUGGAGGACGCACACUCCGGCGACGGGCAGGUUCUCUCCGCCUAUGUCACAUUUGCGCGUGGUACGCUGGGAGUCGACGUGCGCGUCGGCGUGAGCUUUAUUAGUGUAGAGCAGGCACGCCGCAAUAUCGACCUCGAGGUUCCUGAUGGGCAGAGCCUCGAAGCGACAUCGGCCGGCUCGCGCGUGGAGUGGGCCGCCAAGCUCGACCUCCUGUCGGUGCAGGGAGCGACGCCGUCCAACCUUACCGUGCUCUAUACGGGCUUCUCGCGCACCCUCGUUUACCCGUACGAGGUGCACGAGAACGCGGGCACGGUCGCCGACCCCAAGUGGCGCUAUUACUCGGGGUACCUGGACGCCGUGACUGAGGGACAAUCGUACUCGGGCUACUCGAUCUGGGACACAUUCCGCGCCACGACGGCGUGGCAGCUUCUCGUCGCGCCCGAGCGUGUUGGCCCAAUGAUCACGAGUAUGCUCCAGGACUAUAGGCAGGGCGGGUGGCUGCCGAUGUGGAAGAACAUUGUCGAGACGAACAUUAUGGUCGGCACGCAUGCCGAUAGCAUAAUCGCACAAGCGAUGAGUGCUGGCGUGCCUGCGUUUGACUGGGAUCUCGCCUGGGAAGCUGUCCGGAAGAACGCAUACACUCCGCCUGACAGGGACACGGAACUCCGCUUCUUCGAUAGGGAGGAGCACACUCCACAGGAAGUACGCGCCGGUCUGACAGAGUACAUGGCCAAAGGAUGGGUCGCGGACGAUCUGCACUCGGAAGCUGGGAGCCGCACCCUCGACUACGCUUACGACGACCACGCCGCAGCGAUUGUGGCUGCCCACGUCGGGGCCAACAAGGACGCCAAGGUCCUUGCUGCGCGAGCGAAGAAUUACCGCAAUAUCUGGAACAAUGAGACGGGGUUCAUGGAGGCGCGACGUGCUGAUGGGAGUUGGGCUGGCUGGUGGGCCGGGUGGACCGAGGGUGACCAUUGGGCGUACUCCCUGACUGUCAUGCACGACACCCCAGGCCUCAUCGAGCUCAUGGGCGGCGACGACAAGUUUGUCGACUUUAUUGACAGGCACUUUGACGGUGGGCACAACCUGCACACGAACGAGCCUAGCCACCACAUUCCAUACCUCUACUCGUUUGCGCCGCACGCGGCGCACAAGUCGCAGGAAUGGGUCCGCAAUAUCGGCGAGAACGAAUACGACGAUAGCGCCGAGGGUCUGAGCGGUAACGAGGACUGCGGCCAGAUGAGCGCGUGGUACCUCUUCUCUGCGCUCGGGUUCUACCCUGUGGACCCAGCCUCUGCUACCUAUGUCGUUGGCGCACCGUUCUUCGACCGCAUUCAACUCCGCCUGCCCAGCAUGCAUGAGGUCGGGGCCGCGAUUACGGUCAUUGCGCCAGGCGCGAGCAAGAAUAAGUACGUCAAGGGCCUCAAAGUCGACAGUCGGAAGUAUGGGAUCCACCUCUCACAUGCCGAUAUUGCUGAGGGUGCGAGCAUUGAGUUCGAGAUGGCCGAUACACCGCAGCAUUGGCCCCAGUCGUAG
This is a messenger RNA of Cutaneotrichosporon cavernicola, 2553 nucleotides long. RefSeq lists its product as uncharacterized. The transcript is spliced from 7 exons. Bases 1 to 2553 code for a protein of 850 amino acids. Gene Ontology annotation, cellular component: cytosol; nucleus. Gene Ontology annotation, molecular function: peptide-N4-(N-acetyl-beta-glucosaminyl)asparagine amidase activity; carbohydrate binding. NCBI's taxonomy places the organism in Eukaryota, Fungi, Basidiomycota, Tremellomycetes, Trichosporonales, Trichosporonaceae. The record is from RefSeq and is a predicted model, not a curated record. Gene Ontology annotation, biological process: protein quality control for misfolded or incompletely synthesized proteins; glycoprotein catabolic process; protein deglycosylation.